Molecule: messenger RNA, 951 nt
Organism: Manihot esculenta (cassava)
Lineage: Eukaryota; Viridiplantae; Streptophyta; Magnoliopsida; Malpighiales; Euphorbiaceae
Exons: 2
Coding region: 1-951 (316 amino acids)
Source: RefSeq, a predicted model, not a curated record
AUGAGCCAACUAGCUACGUCCUUAAGCAAAUUGGAGUCUCAAGAGGAAUUAUCUUCCCGAACAAUAGUCAACUCAAGGAAGAAUGUAAGUGCUGUUACAUUGAGAAGUAAAAAAGAGUUGCUGGAAAAUCCUUGUGAGGUAAGUCAUGGGCACGAUAAAAGUGCAGAGUUGGAGACUGAAAGUAUAGUACCUAAAUCAGAUAGUAAAUCAACUCCAACACCUGCAUCUACUGAACUUGAUACUUGUAUAAUUAAACCUUCUUUUCCAGAAAGGCUAGCCAAAUCAAAGAAAGAGAAAGAAGAGAAUGAGAUCCUUGAGAGAUUUCACAAAGUAGAGAAGCUGGUAGGUUAUCAAAAGAUUUGUGUGGAUGAAAAUAUUUCUGUUGUGUUUCAAAGAAAGCUUUCUACUAAAUGUAAAGACCAAAGUAUUUUUGCUAUUCCUAUUAAAAUUGGCAAUGUUGGUGUGAGAAAAGCAAUGUGUGAUUUAGGUGCAUCAAUAAAUAUCAUGUCAUUAUCAGUUUUUCAAUCUUUGAAUACUGGUCCACUAAAAGAAACUGGUGUAGUGAUUCAAUUGGCUGACUACUCUAUUGUUUAUCCUAAAGGUGUGUUAGAGGAUGUUUUAGUGCAAGUAGAUAAUUUUAUAUUUCCUGCUGAUUUUUACGUGGUUCCUAUGGAAGAUAAUAAAUCCUCGAAUUCUUCUGGUAUUUUGUUAGGGAAACUCUUUUUAUCUACUGCUAAAACGAAAAUAAAUGUUUAUGAUGACAUACUCACCAUGGAGCUUGAUGGGGAAGUCAUUGAAUUUAAUAUUUAUGAUAAUGCGAAAUACCCCAGUAAUAUUUCUAAUGUGUGUAGAGUAGAUGUCAGUAAACCUCUAGUUCAGCAAGUGCUUAAAUUGGAAUAUGGAAAUGAGUUGAAUACUAAACUUUGUGAAAAUUUUGAAAAAUCCAGUUGA